Molecule: messenger RNA, 739 nt
Organism: Procambarus clarkii (red swamp crayfish)
Lineage: Eukaryota; Metazoa; Arthropoda; Malacostraca; Decapoda; Cambaridae
Source: RefSeq, a predicted model, not a curated record
AUUAUUGUAAAUAAUUAUAUCUUAUGAUUUCUUAGCAAUGGUAAGACAUUUUUAAGACUCUAACCUUCGUAAGAAGGUAUGCUGUAUACGAACUGAACGACCGCGCUUCACAACAAAAACAUGGCCACAUGAGUUGGAUUAUUCCGCAGCCCAACAUCAAUUUCAAUCGGUGAUAUUGUUUCUCAUGCAGUCGAAUAUCUGAGAGCUCAUUGCAACAAUGGAUUCCAAAAAUCCAAUCCUGAGAAACGCUUUACAGCGAUUAUGUCCCUCAUGUAAUAUUAUCGUGAACAUUAAUCAACAUGUCUGCAAGUGUGGCUAUAGGCUUUUUGAUGCCAAACGUAAAGCUCAGCCGGAAAGCCAGGCUCAGGCAAAUAUCAAGAGAUCAGAAAAAAAAAAACAUAUACCUGUUGUACAUGAUGAGUUGCAUAAAAGUGUGCAAGAUUUACAACACCAAAAGAAAUUGAAGGAGAUUGAAGAGGAGAUAACAAGGCUUCGAGCAAUUUAUGAUUCCCAAAAUAACAACCCAAAAAGGCGGACAAUUAUGUACACUGGCACUUCGUCUAGAAAAAGCAGAGCUUUAGGCACACCAUCAAAUCCUUUCCCUUGCAGUCAUGAAGUAAUGAAGCCUCCAGUUUCUGUUGUAGACGUUAUACCCCAAAAUAUCAAUGGUAUGUUAUCUAAUUAUUUUAGAGAGAUACAAAUAUAAAUGCAUUGCCAUAGUAACCAAGGACUAAGUUGC